GUCAAUUUUUGAUAGAGAAUUAUUCGUUGUUUGACUGAAUAAACAUAUUAAACAACUCAUUGUCUACAAUUUGAUUAAAUCUACUUAUACCUUUAUAAAUAGGAUCAAAUAUUAUUGGAAUAAAUUUCUAGAUUGUUAUAGAAAAGGAUUAAGUUGACCAAGAAUUAUGCCUUCGAAUGAUAUGGACAUUUUGUUAACCAAGUUAAAAAUUGCAUCACUAGCUAACCUUGAAGUGGAAAUAACUGACAGUUUCAAUAUAAUAAUGUGAAUAAUAUAAUGUCAUAAAACCUUGGAAACUAGUUAUUCAUAGGAUCAUAUUUAUUCACCAUUGUACCUUCAAUGUAAAUUUCUAAUUACACAUACAUACACACACACAUAGACACGUGAAUGUCUAUUAUGCCUACACGUGAUAAACAAACAACGAAUAAUACAGAUUGUCGUAAAACUGGAUGUUGUUGUGCCUGUACAACAAAAUCAUCUCAGACAAAAGUUAAUGGUAGACGAGAAAUUCAUGAAAUUUCUUCUCCUCUACGUCCGGAACAGUUGUCAUAUGUUCUUAGUCACCGCAGACUGUUUGAUGAAUAUGUUAUGCCGUCAGCCUGGAUUGCACCAUUUUCAAGCAAAACUGACAUUGAUAAAUUUCCAUCUUCUACUAAACCAGAUAGUGUUCAAAUUGACCCAUAUCUACAACGUAUCAGUCCUAGCCUAUUACCAACUGUACCAGUAAAUGUACAAUCUUCCGCACCUGCUUCUAUUUCAGAUGAUCAAGAAGGCGUAAGAAGCAGACAACGUCAACAAUUUCGACAUAAAACUGAUGAUCAGGGCAGGACAUCACUAGUAUGUAGUCUGUCAGCCGAAUUGGCCAGUGUAGGUCGACAUCGAUUUCGACUGAGGUAUAUCACAGACCGUCUGUUAGUGGUCAGUUAUCCUCCAGACGCAACUAAAAGUGAUCAUAAUGAAGGCGCUCGAUGGCUGUGUAAAGCAUUUGAAAAACGCUAUGGUGACAACUACAGGAUCUUCAAUCUGUCAGGUUUCACAAAAGAAUUACACUUUUCAAGCAGAACUCCUGUUAUUGAUCUCUUUUGGGGUGGAUCACUUGCACCUGCUUUGGAACAAUUAGUUACAGCUAUCGAUCAACUUGACUUUUGGCUUCAUAAUCAUGAUAUAACAUCAACAAAUGACAGGAAACAUAUGAAAGAAUCUACUAUAGUCAAUAAUCGUGUAGCUGUUCUACAUUGUACAGGACCAAAAUGUUUACUAGCCACCUAUUUAGCUGUUUACAUAUGUCAAUCGAAGGCUAGAUUUGGUCCAUUGUAUGGACAGAGGCCAGGCUCACCAACAGCACGUGGUCUACAAUGGAACGAAAACAGAUUUCAAAGAUUUAAAAAUGAACUUGUUCUAGGGCAUACAAUUCUGAAAAAGUUUUAUGAAGACAAUUUAGCCAGAGAAUUGAAUCCAUCACAGAAAAGAUACGUUGGAUAUUUUUCUGGUUUACUAACUGGAGCACUGAUAUUACAAGAUCGUCUUGUCUACUUACAUACUAUUGUUUAUCGUGAUUCAUCACGUGGUCGAUAUCUUGGUCAACCACUUGAAGCUAUAGCUGAAAACAAUGAGAAUUCUUUAUAUGCUCAACCAGAAGAUUAUUUGACUAGACUACAAUAUGAUACACAAUACCGAAAUGAUUCUUUACAACAUAACAUGAAUAAUUUAUUAGAACAGGACGAUGAUGAUGAUGAUGAUGAUCAUACAGGUCGAUGGGAUCAAAUAUUUUCAACUCCUAAUGAAUCAAUUAAGCCAACUCUUUUGAUUACAUCAACUGUUAAACAACAACAUACUACUGAUGAUCAAUUAACAUUUGGACCAUUAUCAUCAUUCAAUCAGUUGAAAACAUUUAUUGAUAAUGAAUGUGGUUUGUUCUUAAAAAUAUACCAGAAUUUCAAUCUUAUGCAUACAACAAGAGUUCUUUGCCCCAAUAUUAACUUCAGAGUGGAGAGGUAUAUAUUUCCAAUUGAACCAGUUUUACCUUUACAUGGUGAUGUUCUAAUCGCUUGUUAUAUACAACCAAAUUUUUCUGUACAAUUUCAAGAAUUAUUAUUUCGUGCUCAGUUCCAUACGUGCGCAGUGGAUGCAGAAAAGUUGUGCCUUUUCAAAAAUGACCUAGAUGAAGCAUGUGAAAAAGCGAUAUUUCCAUCUACUGGUUCCGUGGAGUUGUACUUUACAUCACACCGAGAAUUACUCACAGAGCAUAGGGAUAAUAUUGAACGAGGUUGUUAUAUUUGGACAACAGCGGAAAGAGAAUCGAAUCUACUGUCGACACAAAAACAAUUUGACGGUAGGAAAUUUCAACAAGAUGAAUUGGAUAACUCUAAUGAUUUUAAUACAACAACACAGACUUCAAUCAUUCCAAAAUUAUAUCCAUCAUCUGGACAAGCCUUACGUAUACUAAUUACAACACAAGAACAAGUAAUCUCUGUAACUCGUGGAUUAUUUACUGGACGUAUAGGUGAUUCACAAAUUCCAAUGUGGUCGGCUAAUCAUAAUCAAGAAGUACAUGACUCUUCGAAAACUAGUCGUUUAAUGAGACAAACAUCAGAUCCACUAAGUCAUCCAGUGAUUCGUGGUCGUACUUCACAAACUUCUGGUCAAUGGAUGAAUAUUCAAGAUGCUACACAUACUGGCAAUCAGAUACCGUUAUAUCAACAAGCCUUACUUAGUCCACGUGUACAAGUUCCACAAAGUACUACUUUACAAAAGAGUUCAAUACAUCCAGAAUAUCUCAAUAUGCUAGCAGAUUCUCAGCAACAAGCUCAACUUACAGCGAAUCAGUCAGCUGGACAAAUAUCAGUGAAUCGAUCGAAUUUAGUCCAAUUACAAAAUUUAUAUCAACAACUCCUGCAACAACAUCAUCAGCUGUUACAACAACAACAACAGCGUCCGCAGCAACAAACUUUCGACUAUCCAAAUGCUCCACCAACGGAUAGUAACCUUUAUGCGACUGUUCAGCGUCCACCAGCUACUAUCCCCAGUUCAUUGGUUGCAGGAAUACAACGUAUGAUUUUGCAACAGCAGCAGCAGCAACAACAACAACAACAACUCCACAUUCCUCAAACGCAACCGUCAAUACUACCUGGUGUUAUGUAUCCACAGCCUGGACCAUUAACAACACUCAGUCUUCCUGGUUUGUCUUCAUCAUCAGCCUUUACUAAUCUUGCACGAGCUCUUCUUCCUACAUCAGUUGCCUACAAUACAGGAGAUUCACUGAAUGUCCUAUCUGGUGCUCCUCUAUUCACAAGUCCUAGUUUGAUGCCAAGUUCAGGUCUUUUUCCUAGUUUACGACCACCUGUUUUCCCUCAACAGCAGCAACAACAACAAUCAGUAAACUUACUACAAAAUCUUCAUAUUCCACCGGUUGACCAUUCUGGUAUUCCUUCUCAGACUAGAUUAGGUGGUCCUUCCAAUAUCGGGUUGAUUAGUGAUUUAACACCAGGAGAAAUGUUGACUGAUCCAUCCUGGCAAGUUGAUCAACGUCGAAGAAUUGAUCUUCAGAGAACACGUUUCCUUUUGAAUGAACAAGAAAGAAAACUUUUUGAAGAAUUGAAGAAUAUUCGAAAUCGUCGAGCUGGUCUUUCAAGAAUAGAACAACUAGGCCGUUCAGGGAAUAUCACCUCUUCAGGUGUUACACCAUUGGAAAGUUAUCGUCGAGCUACUGGAAGGAUAUCAACAAGUGAAGAUGCACGAACUAGGGCUCGUAAUAGACCUUUGUACGCAAUCGGCAGAUCCGGAUCAGCUGAUGCUGCCAGAGUACCACUUGGAAGUACUAGUUACUAUGGUUAUAGUGAUGCAUACGGAUCUGAUCUUGAUGAAGAUUCAGCUUUACUGGCCAUUUUAGAACAAAGAUUAUCUAGAAGACCAGAAAAUAAACGUAUAUACUCUGAUUCUGAAAUGGGAUUACAAGAAGCAGGUGAUAUUCCACUACGAAUAGUUGGACAGCAACAACGUUCUGGUCAUGUGGUCGAUGGAUCUAGUCAAGCGUUUUCUGGUUCACUGACACCAGCCAGUUUAGCUCUGAAACUGGAUUAUUCUAGUAUACAACCGAAUGAUGUAACCGACUACCCAUUUCAAAAAACUUCUCAUCCAUUCUAUCAUGUGAAAGUUGAUUAUGAAUAUGAUUUACAGUAUGGAGAUAUCAGUCCUUUAUCAGAUGUAGUUGUAUCAUACGGGGAACAAAAUGAAGAAGCAGAUUUAUUUCCCCGACGGCCAAGAAUACAAGUUGUACGUUCGCCUGUUGAAGCGUCUGGUCAACCGCCAACAACUUCAUCUAGGAGUAGAACAUUCUCUGAAUCACCAACAGCUUAUCAUACUCAAGGACCACCGUAUACAAAGCCAAGACAAUCCUAUACCUCUCCUACUAAAAGAUCACAAUUCUGGGGACACUCAAGUUAUGAUGAACAAUGGACAAGACAACCAGUUGCCGAUGGACCAACAAUUGAUCGAUCUUCAUGUACAAGUCCAGUUCAAACACAUUCUGGUCGCCUGCUUCGAUCACCUGUCAGUCCCCCACCUAGAGGAUAUAUUCGACGCCCGUCUGAAAUAUUUGAUACUGGUAGCCAAUCUGAUACAGGGAUUAUAGGUGGUUUUGGCACUCGAGUAUAUCCUGGUACUUCAUAUCCUCACGUUCAUGACCAUACUGUCAGGCGACCGUUUAGGGGAACACGUGGUAAACCUACUGUAAGCACAAAGAGAGGCCCACCUUCACAAAUGUCGGUAUUUCGAAGUCCAGAAGAUAAUAAGCCAUCAAGGCAUAAACAAUCAGUGUCAGGAGGCUUAGAACAUAUCCCGGAUACUGCCUUGGUUGUCCUAAGCAAAUUGUCCACUUCUGUGCAUAUAUGGUAUCGUCCUGAAAUGUCACGUAAUGAUGCAAUGGAUUUAGUUCGAUCUGAAGCGCCUGGAACAUUUGUUGUUCGAAACAGUGGAAGUUUUCCUCAUUCAUUCGGACUUGUAGUCAAAGUGGAUCGACAUCAUACUCAUGGUGCCGGAGAACAAUCGGAUUCGAUACGUCAUUAUUUAAUUGAAGGCUUACAAUCAUCUGUUGGGUUACAACAUGCAAUCGGUGUCUCCGGAGCAAUACUACCCCCUUCAAAUAUUCCUAUGGAUCAUUCAGCGUUAAGUGUUACACAUGAACCUGUAAGACUUCGUGGAUCUUCAAAUGAACCAGUAUUUACAAAUUUAGUUAGCUUAUUAUAUGAGCAUACAAUCCAACCCUUAGCUCUACCAUGCACCUUAAGAUUACCUUUUAAAUCACCUACUCCAACUAGUAGUCUUCCAUCUCUCAUAACUUUAACAAAAACUUUCCAUUCUGAUCGUGUGGAUCGUAUGUCUCCAGUUUCAAUAGUCCCUAAAUAUGCAUCACAAGUUGCUGCUUAUCGUACUGCCCAAGAAAGUCCUCAUGACUUUCAAAGACUGGAACGAUCUCAAGGUGUUUUACUCCGGCAUCCAUCAGACCCACUGCCUGCUGACUCAGGUUCCUAUGAAAUGGAGUCAUACUAUCCAUCAUCACAACAAGCUGGAAUGCCUCCACUACCGCCUAGCAUGCAUCAUUCAGCAAGACAGGAUGGUCUUCUUGUGCCUUCUUCAAAGGCUAAGCAUAGUAGAUCACCACCAGUAGUGUAUGAAGGUGAAAUGGGACCGAUUGGCCCACCUGAUGGCGGAAAAACAUUUACAUCCAUUUAUCUGGGAAGUAUUGAUACCGAAAAUCUAACAGGAUCUUCAGCCAUCCGUAAAGCAGUUGAUGUCCUGCUGGAAAAUGCAUCUCAGGUAAAACAGACAGAAGUCACAAUUCGUGUUUCACAGGAUGGUUUGACGGUUACAGACAAUUGGAGAAAGUUAUUCUUUCGACGAAACUAUCCCUUUCAUUCUGUAUCAUUCUGUGCAAUUGAUCCAUGUCAAAGAUGCUGGGAAUCACCGGAACUCAGAUCAAUGGGUUUCAAAUCUUCACUUAUAUUCGGUUUUGUUGCUCGAAAACAGAAUACACGAGAGAAUAUGUGCCAUGUCCUUUGUGAUACACCAGAAUGUAGUGCAAACAUUAUCACAGAUUAUAUAAUGAAUCGAUUAAAUGAGUAUUAAAUGUGUUCACUGUUAGAUGAUUCUAUAUCAUAUUAAUACGAAUAUUAACAUACAUUUAUGUUUUCAUGUAUAUGCGUGUUGGUAAAAUCUACGUUCUCAAAAAACUAAUAAUCGCCUUCUAUAUGAGGCAUUCCUGGUGUGUAUUUCUUUG
Heterobilharzia americana is the source of this 6274-nucleotide messenger RNA. The record is from the annotation of a GenBank genome assembly. NCBI's taxonomy places the organism in Eukaryota, Metazoa, Platyhelminthes, Trematoda, Strigeidida, Schistosomatidae.